This is a messenger RNA of Osmerus eperlanus (European smelt), 2083 nucleotides long. RefSeq names its product atypical chemokine receptor 2. Bases 11 to 1150 code for a protein of 379 amino acids. Lineage: Eukaryota; Metazoa; Chordata; Actinopteri; Osmeriformes; Osmeridae. Gene Ontology annotation, biological process: calcium-mediated signaling; cell chemotaxis; positive regulation of cytosolic calcium ion concentration. Gene Ontology annotation, molecular function: C-C chemokine binding; C-C chemokine receptor activity. The record is from RefSeq and is a predicted model, not a curated record. Gene Ontology annotation, cellular component: external side of plasma membrane; membrane. The transcript has a single exon.
AAACAAUUUCAUGUUUCUCCUAAUAGGCAAAACAACCAUGGAAAUUAUGGAAACUUCGUCCUCAAUUAAUGACACUUACUUUGAUGUAAGCUAUGAUUACAGCUAUUAUUAUGACUAUAUGAAUGGUUUUUGGCCAUGUGAAAAUACUCAGGGCGAAGCAUUUGGGCGGAAUUUUCUAGUCCUUACUGAAAGCAUUAUUUGCUUGCUCAGCAUUAUCGUAAAUGCGCUUUUUAUUUUCUCUUCGGUCAAAUCAAAACUUAUGCAAAAGAUAUUACCUAUGAGCAUUGCCAUCUCCAGUAUUUUGUUUACAAUCACAUUGCCGUUUUAUGCUAUUUAUGCUCACAGUGAAUGGAUGUUUGGCAACAUUGUCUGUAAGACCGUCACAGCUAUUCACACUACUACUAUGUAUAGCAGUAUACUUUUUAGUAUUUGUUUAGGUCUGGAGAUAUAUUUAGGUGUGAAAUGGAACUUGUCAGGGAGGACCUACUCAUCACCAGUAAGACUUCCAAUAGUUUGCUCUGUGAUUUGGAUAUUAUCUUCAUUGGCUGCACUACCAUCUUGGACCUUUGUCGAAGAGGUCAACAGCAAUGGACAGAAACUUUGCACCUACCAUUUUGGAGAAGACCACCACCCAUCUACUUGGAUGAUCUUUAAAAAGUUUCAGCUGAACAUCUUUGGCUUUCUCGUACCCUUUUCAAUCCUUCUGUUCUGCUACUUGCGAGUCUGCUGUGCCAUGACCAAGCUUGCUCCGCGGGGGAAAUCAAGUGCUCACAAACUCCUGGUGGUUGUGGUAGUAUUCUUUGUACUUUGGUUUCCAUACAACUGUGUCUUGUUUCUGUAUUCUGUGCAGAUCUGGCAAGCAUGGAGCUGUACCUCCAACCUUAACCUGGAAUUUGCCAUUCAGAUCACCGAAUGCAUUGCUUUCAGUCAUAGUUUUAUCAACCCUAUUGUGUAUGGAUAUGUUAACAGGAGGGUUUGGAGGUGUUUCGCCAAAAUGUGUGUGGGGAGAUGUAAAACUAGUACUGAGUAUACUCUGGAGGGGACCAACAGUACUGAUUCCUCCUCAGUCCAUGGAGAUGGUGUUGAGCUAAAAGCAGUUCAGUGUCACCACCAAAAUACAGCAAAUACACUUCCUGAGAGACUGUCAUGAAGAAUAUAUGAAUGGCUAUGUUAAGGCUUGCUAAAACACAAUGAAGAAACUAGUGUGAAUGCGUGUAUGGAAUCUUGUUUGCUUAAAAAUUAUACACGUUUAGGCAGUCAGUAAAUGCAAGCAAUUCUCAAUCGAGAUGAAUCCAUUGGUUUGUUUUGUACUUCUGCUGAUCUCUUCAGGAAAUGAGGUUGACAACACACUUCCUAAUUGUUUCAUUAUGUCAGCACAACUUAUUUUUUAUCAGUAUCCUUGAUUUGUUUUCUUGAACAAGAGCCAUACAAGUUCUAUUUCAUUUUAUUAAGUACAGUUUUGUACUAAGAGUACAAAAGAGAGUAAAAAUAUCACUUUUCAGCUUCUGUUUUCCUUACAUUAUAACCAAUGGUGUCAGUAGAAACAAAAGCAGCAUGGUAAUUCUUCCAGCAUUUCCAAAAAUCAAACUUGCGGAUCCAACCCUAUGUCCUUUGCCGUUAUGGGAGUCCAUAAAGGCAACUCUUAGAAGGCCUAGUAUGUAAUCCAGAUCAUUUCAGCAAUUAUAUGAACACAGCAUGAUGCAAUUAGGCAAAAUGGAUGUACUACAAUUUACACAGAAGGGCGCUAUGUUCAUUCAUUAUGUGUCAUAUAUUCUUGUUUGCCAUGUUGGUGCCAUGAAACUGCACUCAUGAGUAGCUGAUGACGCAAAGAUAUGUUCUGUCUGCUGCAUUGUACUAGGCAUGGUACUAUGCACUACUGUAAUGCAGAAGUCAUUGUAAGGCUAGUUGAUGAACUGAGAUGCUAAGACUGCACUGCUGUAUUACUAUUUUAGUUCACCUUAUAUUCAUCAGAUGUGAAGGUUGCUAUACUUUUUGAAUUAUUGUAGGAUUGUAGUACAUUAGCUGAGAUGUUACUUAACGAUGUUGCUAGCAAAUACAGACUUUUCCUUGACACUGACCGAGU